GAGGAGGAGGAGGAGGAGGAGGAGGAGGAGGAGGAGGAGGAGGAGGAAGAUGCCGACGACUUUUUCGGCGAUCUGCUGGACGAUUUCGCGAAACAGCAUUCCGCUGCCGCGUCGAGCCCUCCUCCGGCUGAAGAAGAGGAGUCUGUGAAGGCGGAACCGAGUCCCGUAAAAGGGAAAGUGGUGGCAACUGCCCCUGCUCGCGCCGGGCGUGGUAGGCCGAGCAAGGCGGUCACCCAACAUGCGGGCUGGCUGAUGGAGGAGGCGCUGGCUGCCGUCCUGGUGGUGUCCAAGGAUAAGGCGGUGUUAGAGGCCUUCGCGGACGAAAACUGUUGCAAGACGUGCUGCAAGCGGGUCAUCCUGAAGGGUGACGCGCCCGUCCACAAGUGCGACAUAGCGGAGCAGUCGGGAGCGUGUUCGGUGUGUAAGGCGGCGAAAAAGCCGUGCAGCGCGCAUAUAGUGCGCAACAAAAACACGGCCACCCAGAAGAAAGAGCUCUUCAUCCCGGAGACUCCAGAGCCCGAGUCCCGCGCGCCCACUCCAGCGGCCGAAAAAAAGAAGGCUGCGCCCAAGCGCGCUACCCGAAGCUCAAGCGGCAUUGUCAAGCCCGAAAAACGGGAGAGGGAGGAUGGUGAGGGUUCGAUUGGCCCGUUUCAAAAGCGGUCCCGCCUUCUGGAGGCCGAGAUCGAGCUGCCAGUCUCGCCGCUCCGCUCGGCGGAGCACAAGAUGCUGGAGGUGUGGAAGAGCCUCCAGACGGCACAGAAAGCGGUCGACGCUGCGCAGAAGGGGGUCGACACUGCGCAGAAGGGGGUCGACACUGCGCAGAAAGGAGUCGACGCUGCGCAGAAAGUGGUGAACACUGCAACGGGCUGGGCGGAUCAAGUCCAGGCUCUCCUGGGGAAGGCUCUGGUUGAGUAA
This is a messenger RNA of Dacryopinax primogenitus, 915 nucleotides long. RefSeq lists its product as uncharacterized. The record is from RefSeq and is a predicted model, not a curated record. Lineage: Eukaryota; Fungi; Basidiomycota; Dacrymycetes; Dacrymycetales; Dacrymycetaceae. The annotation marks the transcript as partial. The transcript has 6 exons.